AUGGAGGAGGCGGAGGCCGGACCGAGGCGGCACCGCCGCCGGUCGGGCGGCCACAGCAGCUCGGAGCGAUCCCCCAGCCCCGACCGGCUGGACGUCAGCUCGCAGCGUUUCGACCCGCUGCUAGCCCUGUACUCGGAGCGCACGCCGCUGCCCUAUCCGGCCGCGCCCUGCUUCAACAACCUGGCUGAGUACGAGAGCUUCCAGCGCGGCCUGUUCCGCGGUCCUGGCCGCCAGCAACGGGCGGCGGCCCGCAGCAGCCGCCCCUCCGGGGCGCGUCCCCGGAGCCGAGCCGGCCGGGCCCCUGCCGACCCUGAGCGCCUCGAGCGCCUCCGCAGCCUCAUGGUGGCCAAGGAGCCCGAGCGGGAGGCAUCCGAGAAGGCCCGAGGGCGGGGCAGGAGGGCGCCGCGCAACGUCCUUACCAGGAUGCCCCUCCAUGAAGGCAGUCCACUUGGGGAACUUCACCGCUGUGUCCGAGAUGGUGUUAAAGUCAAUGUCCAUAUCCGAACUUUCAAAGGGCUUCGUGGUGUCUGCACUGGCUUCUUGGUUGCAUUUGACAAGUUCUGGAAUAUGGCUCUGACAGAUGUGGACGAGACAUACCGAAAACCUGUUUUGGGCAGAGCAUUCUACGUUGAGCCACAGUUGACUCUCACCAGAUUGUUUGACAGACUUAAGCUGCAGGAAUCUGCUGUUAAAAAAGGAACUGAGUCAAAGAUAGCAGCAGAACUCCCAAGCCUUCCGUGUGACCCUAGGACACUUGGGCGAAAGGCUGGAUCAGGUCGGGGAAGAUCAGAAGAACAACGUGAAGCAAGGAAACAUUCAAGCAGAGAGCGGGCACGGAGCUCUAGCUUGCCUCGAGCGCGUGGGAAGGAUGUUGAUCUGCCGAACAGAACCUUGCAUACAGAGGGGACUAGUGCAAGUAGCACAAGAGGCCGGUCACGAAAAAAGCGGAGACCCAGGGUGGAUUACCAGCAAGUUUUCACACGGCACAUAAACCAAAUUUUUAUUCGAGGGGAGAAUGUCUUACUUGUUCACCUAGCGCAUUGAGUCAACCGAGCCUGCUUAACCAAUAGCAUGAAUUGCUGCAAUAGCUGUGUGCUAAUGAGCAGUGUUGUGAGACAGAGGUUAUAAGUGACAUUUCUCUAUGUUUGUUGAGAAGCUUUUCUUUUUUACCGAAAGUAGGAAACAGUAAUCUUGAGCAGGAGCACCUUGAACCAGUUGCUUGCUUGUUCAGAUUAGAAUGUGAACAAGGUUCUUCAAAGAGAUUGAUAUCCCAGACCCUGAAGGUCUCAUGGACCUUUCAAAAUCAUGAUGCCAGAUAUGGGACAAGUAUUCAUAUUUUUAACUAUGUGUAACAUGAAACUAGUGACAGAUGCCAAGUAUUCUCUUGUUGCUAAGCAGCUACGAGAAACAAGCCAGUGACUUUGGUGCUUCAUUGAUAGAAUGGUAGGAAUCUAAAAUUACAGGAAAGCAUGCUUUGAAAAAUAAAGGAAUUAAAGAGCUUGUGAAAAGGAGGAACGGUUUUAGGUUUUAGCUUAUUUGCACCCAAUCUCCCCUAUCCGUCUUAAUAGCUUGCAUGGCUGGCCCCAAAGAGGUACUCCAGUCUUGAGCUACAGCACCCUCUGCUGUCUAAACUGGUCCCUGGAGCAAAAUGAAUGGAAACAGACGUGAGUUGUCAUUGCAUGGCAACAUUCAGUAGAAGAAGCCUCAUUUCAUCUUUUUGCUUGUGUGUGAGCAAAAAAAGUAGUUUUGCCUUUUCUUCAGUACUAUAAUGCUUGUGCUCUUAACCCAUCUUUCCCUGCUUUCUUCCUCUAUAACACCAGCAAACAAUGAAUGCAGCUAAUGAUGUGAGUUUUGCUACCCAGAGCUUGCCUCAGCGUGUUAUAAAUGGGUUGAAACAAUCCAAUCUUUUAAAGUUCUCUUCCCGUCUCUUUGUGUGGCAGAAUAAUGAAGUCUACGUUGAUGUGCAUAUGUUGCUAGAACUGUUUACAAGAACAGGUGGCGUUUAUGCUGGGCACAGUUGUACAGUGCUUUGAGAUGCUCAUUUCUCAGCAUCUAAUGGGAGUCACAAAUAGGGCUACAUUUGAUAUUGAGAAGACUGUUCCUGGUGAUUUCUAAGUUAUAAAUGACAUUUCUCUAAUGCUAGUCGGGUUCUUCCUGAGAAGCAUGUUUAAGGCUACUGCAAGGCAUGAAUAGUGAUUAUUUAGAAAAAUCAGUGCUAUUAAUUAUUCUUCAUUAUUGGGUAAUCAGAAGAACUGUGCAAGAUGUAACAAUGCUUAUGUAUAAACUCUCUGCCAAGAAAGAGUACAUGGUGCUAUUUAAGGUUGGCAUAUAUUUACAUUGUGUAUAUAUGUAUGUGUGAUAUUCUGGUAGCUAGACUUUCGCCGAGUGUAUUGUAAUGCAAAGAAUGUUCACUAAUAGCAAAGAGCAGUUUCCACAUCUUUGUAGUAUGUAGCUAAUAUAAACACAGUUUUUUUCAUUGUGCAUUUCUGGAAUAACCUAGCAGUCUUUUUAGUGGUGGAGAUUUUCCCCAGGCACAAGGUAAAUUAGGCAACUUUUAUUGUUCAAGGAGUCUUGGAAUUAGUCAUCUGUCUGAAUCCAGCUCAAGGUGUUAGAGAUUGAAAAGAUGGGGAAUAGCUAGGCAAGGAAGUGGAACUAAGCUGAUAGAGAAAAACAAAUCAAUGCAUACAUUCAUAAAUUUUGUGUGGCAUCUUGGUCUGACUUGUAGCCUCCCCAGUGAUACUCCAAUCCAGACAUCUUUCUUGGGCUGUCUCUGUCUUCUUCUGUUUAUAAAAACAGCAUUCUGAUUUUUAAAAAGUCUUCAUCAGCAGCUCAUUUUCCUCUUUGCUUCUGAAAAAAGUGUUUGGACGUAGUGGCUUAUUUCCUGAGCAGCCUAUCUCUGCCCUUUCCAGUUUUCAAAGGUGCAGUUACUUUGCUUUGACAGUCAUUGCUUGGAUUUCAUGUCUGUUCUGGGAUCUCUUGACUUCUCAGCUGUAGCAGUUGCUUCAACUGCACUUCCAUUCAAAGUAGCUGUGUUUGACUCUACACUCCAGAGAGUUUCCUUUCACUUAAAAUGUUAACCCUUUAUUUUGGGGAGAAUAGAUCCCGUGUUCCUGUUCUUAAUGAUCUCUUCCAUUUUUCUGCAGUGUGAGUCACAAGUAAUAAUAUAGUGGACCUUCUGUAUUCUUUGUAUGAUUUUCCUUCAGGUCUAGUCUCCAGAUCUUCAUGAGUGAAGGUCAAACACUGUAUUUGACAAAGAGAAAAUAAAAUACUUUCCUUCAUAUACUCGUCUUGCUUUUUCCAUCUGGAAGCUGAAGAUACUUUUCAGUUUGAUUCUUUGUACUAGUUCACUUUAUGAGUCUUUGCAGAGCAUGCAGUGUGAGUCCAGUAUGACUCACUAUGUUGUUAUGUAUUUACAACAAAUAUUUGUGUUCUGUAAUAUACCAUCUCAUUUAACAUGCUUUGCUAUCGCUAUUGUCUUCCAAAAACUUUUCAUGCAUCCUGGUCCAGCAUUUAUUUGGGUGCAAGAAUUUGUGAAGGCACUGGGUUCCUCUUCCUUUCUAUGGAGGAAUGUGAGCAACCUACAUAAAGGAAGAUACAUAUAGAUGGGGAAGUCUGUGGGUUGGUUCACUCUGCUGGUAUUGGCAUAUUCCUCAUGCACAAGAAGUCACCUUCUGUCAGUGGUAGAUGCUGUUCUGUUGGCUGUGGAAGCUCUUGCACUAGUGGAAUACUCCUUGUACUGGAGAAACAAGCUGUCAUUCAUUGCUGAGUAGAGUACUAGGUUUCAACCCUUUGUGUGAAUCGUAGCCCUUGUGGGGCUCUGGAUUUGUCUCAUUUGUCUUUUGCUCAAGAACUAAACAAUGCCUUAAAACUGUUGGCCCUUUUGUAUUAAACUGUAUUUUUACCACAUUCAUACAGUUCUUUGGGAUUUUCUUUGUUAAUAAAUGGUUGAUCUGAUCUUUCCCUGAUCACCACAACAUUUUUGUUUGGUUUCUUCUGUUCUUGAAUUUAAAUAUCAUUAUUAUGCCUGUUCUAUAAUUAAUCCUGCAUAUUCUACAUACUGUCUUCAUUCAGGAGAUUUUGUUGUCUUCAACUCUUGGUAACAUUAUAUAUUGACUGGUAUGUCUUCUAUUGUUAAUUGAGACCAAUAGCUCAAAGGUGCUAAGCUCAAUUUCCAGUAUAUUAUUUUUGAAUGCUAACAUUCAUGUAUAAGAAAUAAGUAUUUGUUUUACUAUUUCUUCUUCCCCCUUCCACUCUCCCCACCACUCAUCUACUCAGGAUACUUUUGCACAAAAUCAAGACUUUCCUUAUGUCACUUCUGAUUUGUCUUGGGCUAGGGUGGGGUGGAAACCCAACACACACAAAAAAACGGUAUAGUGGCUAACUGAUUUAUUAAAAGCAUAUGCCACAAUAAAUGUUUGUUAUCCUUUAAGGUGCCACAAGGCUUCUUUUUGCAGCAACAGAGUAAUACAGCUGCUGUGCUGGAAUUUGUCUUCUCUUCCAGCUUCUUUUCCAGAGCACAAGUAUGAGAUCAAAAGAGAGUUGGUGUGAGCGCCUAAAGGAUGGCAGCUUCAGUGGUAGUUAAGAGCAGUAUUCAAGAACAAAGAAUUUUGUGGCAAAAGACCCUGCUGGUAUAUGAGAGAUAUGCAUUUUAUGCUAACUGUAUUCUUCCAAGGUUAUUUCUGAGUUAAUUAUGUUUAAUAUGAGCAAAUAACUUUCUAAUGAUGGUUAGCUGUUGGUCUGAUCACAAAAGUAGCAAAGUGUGAAAAAUUAUGCUGAACAACCCUGCCUCAUAGACCUGUAAUACUAUGCAAAGUGGCUUCUCUGUAUUCUCUGCUUUGUUCUGUGUGAAUAAGAAUUUGUGGGGAAACUUUGAGAUUCAGGGUAUCUGUUGGUCAGUAGAUUGAUGUUAAGUGUUACUAUGGUCUACAUAGGGAGGUUGCUGAAAAUCAAUUCAGAUGCAGCAUUUUAUGUAUUUGAUGAGAUUCUUAUAUGUUUUGUACCCAUGUUAACUCAGCUACAUGAAGAAUUUCACAGACGUGAAAUUUCAAAUAAUAUGGAUAUAUGUACUGCCCCAUCAUAAGGAAGAGGGAUUGGGCAGCCUCCUUAUGGGAACUGCAGUAUUUUAAAUUGACUCCUUCUUUACUCAACUUGACCAGCUGUGGUUUAGAAGAAGAACCUACACCCACCAGUGUGAAAGGUGAAACUCUAACUACUGAAUCCUUUUCCCUGCUGUGCAGUAGUUGAAAGCAUUUGAACAAGAGUUAGUAGCCUUAUGAGCACAGACGUUCAUGACUGCAUAUAACCGUGGCUUUAUGAGAUCAAAAUGAGAGGACUUUACUUGUACUCUGUAUGGAUGCCUUGAAAUUGCCUGCUGGAUACCUGCCUGUUGUUUUGAGCUGUUGAGUAUAAUGUGUUAGAGCCACCUUAUCAUAUUCUAUGAAAAUAUAAAUCUUGUCUUGGUUGUGACUAUUUUUACCAGAAGAAACACUCAAAGAAACGUAUUUACACUUAACCAGUGAGUCUCGGUUUCAUUGCACAUUCCAUGCUGCUCACAGAGCAACUCUGAGAAUGAUUGAAACACAUUUUAAUUCUGUUCCCCAAAUUUGCAAAGAAGCCCUAUUGGGGAUGAAAAUAUAGAGAAUCCAGCUUCUUUUCAGCACUAGGAAUACACCAGUGCCUUGCUGAAGCUUGUUUAGCUUCCUCAAAAUGGAUGAGAGGGCCCUGCUUGAGUGGAGGAGUAAUAGGGCUGGCUUGUCUCCUGAUGUAUACAAGCCUUUUUAGCUGUCUCUGAAAAUGUUAUCACCCUCCACUGACAGAGGUGAAAGCCUGUCACAGACGGGGGAAAAUGGCUUAUGAUGUUCCUGGAUAGCUGUUUUAUUAGCUUCAUAACAUGGAAUAGGAUGAUUUAGCUGAGGGAAAAUUAGUACACCUGAGACUCUGUCAGUCUUGUAUUCGUUUAGAGUGAAAAGUAGUUUGAUCAGGUUGUGUAAAAACAUAUCUAGCCUUUUCCUUCUCCUCUCUCAAAAGAUUGGAGUUCUCCCUCAGGAAAAAAUAGUUGAAAGCUGCUCUAGGCUUCUUUAGCAAUUGCUUUUGAUAUUCACUACUUCAGAGCAAAGUGCAGCUGUAUCCCUGUGUCUUCCUCUUGAUAGAUCAAUUUUAAGUUGAGAUACUGCAAAAAAAAAAAAAUCUCCAACUUCUCUGUUGGCUCUGUCAAGAAUCUCUCUAGCUAACUCGUGCUGUUGGUGCAUGUGUGCCCAGUAUAAUUGUAUAGAUCGGGCAAGGCAUCAAGCUGUGUGAACAGACAACUUACACUACAGAUUUGAACCAUUUUAACUGUUACAGCUUUUCCAAUUGAAUAUUGGGAUUUGCUAUUUUGAGAUAGUGGGUUGGAUCGGAAAGUGCCCUUCUGCUUGUGGAAGGACAUCUUUGGAUGCAGCCCCAUGCUUUGGAUCCAACACAAUAUUGAAAAGUGCCUACCUUGUUCAAACGGAACUAGAGUUCCCAGUACUCUUUGCUUAGGAGCCGUGAGGCUCAGCAUUGGUGUGCAUUUGUAGUAUGUAUAUAAUCCUUGUAUCAACCACUGGGUCUGAGUUUUCUCUGCCUUUUGCUUGCCCAGUCUCCUUUUUUCCAUUUUUUUAUUUGUAAAAUGGAAAACAUUUACACUUUUUUAAAAGAAAAAAAUGUGUUCAGAAUUACAUACGAGCAAGUAUGUAAGCAAACAAGGGUCCAACAACCAUGAAAUGUUGCUAAUAUAUAUUUGUAUACCAGAGUCUGAUACUCUGUUAAUAUCCUUUUGAUUAUAAAAAUCACGCAUUUAGUCCAUAGUGCUUAGACAAGAUCAGUGGCAACUGUAAUACAAACCAUAAUAUAGUUGUAGUAGUAUGAGUUUCAGCCCUUCUUUUGUCAGAAACAAGGCCAUUACAAUUUUAGCCUUCUGUCUUACAGGUAUCAGGCAUAUAAACAACACAUCCGAGGCUUGCAAACAAGGCUAACCCCCUGCAGCUAUAUAUUUUAUCAGAGUACUUGGGAAUGAGAAGAUAAAAUGAGCAGAAAUAUGAAACAAUGCACAAGUUGCUUCCAAAUCUGUCCGUCUUCCUAGGUGUGUUAUUUCUAAGAAAGAAUUGCUGCUAUGAACCUAUCGAUGAAUGUAUAACAUUUUUGCUUGAUGGAUGUAAAAAGCUGUGUACAAAGGGUGCAACCUCUAAGGCAAUAAAUACGUUGAUGUAA
This is a messenger RNA of Eublepharis macularius, 7227 nucleotides long. RefSeq names its product LSM11, U7 small nuclear RNA associated (gene LSM11). The record is from RefSeq and is a predicted model, not a curated record. NCBI's taxonomy places the organism in Eukaryota, Metazoa, Chordata, Lepidosauria, Squamata, Eublepharidae. Bases 1 to 1044 code for a protein of 347 amino acids. The transcript has 4 exons. Gene Ontology annotation, cellular component: U7 snRNP. Gene Ontology annotation, biological process: mRNA 3'-end processing by stem-loop binding and cleavage. Gene Ontology annotation, molecular function: U7 snRNA binding.